AUGGGGUGCUUCCUGGCAUGCUUUGGCUUCUCAUCGAAGAAGAAGAAGCGGAGAAAACCUCCCAAGACAGUCCUAAUCGGAGACAAGGUUAGUUACGAGCCCUUAGACUGUUAUGUCUGUGUCAAUCUCGAUGUCCCCGAAAAUAGAAGUUUCGCCGACCCCUCCACUCCUCCUCCUCCCAGCAACAAGCAGUUGAAUGUUAAGAUCAAGAAGAAAGUCCGGUUCGACUUGAACGUCCGAGCCUACGAGCCUAUUCCCAUAGUAGAGAUAAGUCCCCAUUUAUCGGAGAGCGAUGAAGAGGAAAACAAGGGGAAGGGCGGCGGUGGAGAAACUACAGAUACUAAGAUAGUAGUGGCAGAGAGGGACCAAAUCGGUUCAGUUGGUGGAGCUCAAUGUCAGCCCUUGAACUAUAGGUAUCAAAAUUGUAUCGACAGUUAUGAUGAAGAUGAUGAGCUAGUGUACCAGGAUAGCGACUUUGAAGAUGAGAUCGAGUUGGAUGAUGAGGUCGACAGUCUAGACGACCUCGAUGAUGAAAAUGAAAUUGGUUUUGAUGAUUCAAAAAGGGAAGAGCAAUACAUUCACUAUGUGCUGACACCAGUGGAGAAUAUUGUGCAAUGGAAGAUGAUGAAGGCAAAGGAAGUGCCGCCUUCGAGGCAAAAACUUGAAGAAAAUGUGGAGCGAGAAAAUGGUUUGCCAUUAUCCUCAGGAUUGAACUCAAAAUGCUCCAAGGUUACGUCCAUGGAUGUCAUGUUGAAACUUGGGGUGUUUAACUUCACUGUCUCCCAAGGCAAGUAA
This is a messenger RNA of Punica granatum (pomegranate), 795 nucleotides long. Lineage: Eukaryota; Viridiplantae; Streptophyta; Magnoliopsida; Myrtales; Lythraceae. The record is from RefSeq and is a predicted model, not a curated record.